Brettanomyces bruxellensis is the source of this 1062-nucleotide messenger RNA. RefSeq lists its product as uncharacterized. Lineage: Eukaryota; Fungi; Ascomycota; Pichiomycetes; Pichiales; Pichiaceae. The coding region runs from base 1 to 1062 and encodes 353 amino acids. Gene Ontology annotation, biological process: ergosterol biosynthetic process. The record is from RefSeq and is a predicted model, not a curated record. The transcript has a single exon. Gene Ontology annotation, molecular function: 3-beta-hydroxysteroid 3-dehydrogenase (NADP+) activity. Gene Ontology annotation, cellular component: mitochondrial outer membrane; endoplasmic reticulum membrane; lipid droplet.
AUGAGUAUGGCAAAUGUUCCUAGGAGAAUUGCCAUUAUAACAGGCACAAGUGGAAAUUUGGGAAUUAAUAUAGCUUACAGGCUUUUGGAAGAAGUUCCAAAAAGGUUCAGACUUACCAUAAUAGUGACAUCAAGAACUUUGGUCAAAGCAAACAAGACAAUUCAUCAGAUUAAGGAUUAUAAUGAGAAGAAGAACCUUCGUUCAGAUGGUUAUUUAGAUUUCGAUUACUUGCUACUCGACUUUUCUGAUAUGGUGUCCGUCUUAUCGGCGGUUCACAGUUUAGAAGAAAACUAUGAAAAGAUAGACUACUUGUUUUUGAAUGCUUCACAGAACACUCAUGAUCACUUUAAUUAUGUUGAAGCCACGAAAGAGAUGCUUACCGAUCCAGUUCGAGCAUCGACAAAUCCGGGAUACAAAAUCGAAAAGCGUGGUGUGAAAAGUAAAGAUGGCCUUGGAUUGGUGUUCCAAGUGAACGUGUUUGCACCAUAUUAUCUCAUUGAAAAGAUUAAAGGGAGCCUACUUGCAAAAUCAGAUGAUGCUAGAAUCAUCUGGAUCAGUUCUAUCCUUGGUAGACCAGAGAAUUUUUCGUUUAAUGAUAUGCAACUUUUGAAAACGGGAAUGGCAUAUGGGGGAUCCAAGAGACUCGUUGACUUACUUCACCUUGCCACAUACAAGGAACUGAAGGACAAGUAUGGUAUUAGGCAAUAUUUGACACACCCUGGUAUUUUUGUCUCGUAUACCUACACAAGAUUCUUAAAUGUCUUUAUGUAUUAUGGAAUGCUGGCUUUAUUUUUGCUUGCAAGAUGUCUAGGAUCUCCAUGGCUUAACAUUGACGGAUGGAAAGCUGCAAAUGCCCCUAUAUAUGUUUCUGUGAAGGCUGAUACAGAGGACGAUCAAUCAUUAAAGUAUGGUAGUGCAUGUACAAAAGGAGGUGAAGAGUAUUUGAAAACGACAACAGUUGAUUCUACAGGGAAAGACGAUGUGUUACAGUACCUAGAAACGUUGAAGAAAGAGUGGGAUGAAAAGUUCAGGGACCAAAUCACGGAUUCCAGAAAGCUUUAG